UAGUCACUAUGUCCGAAACGGCGCCUGUUGCAGCUCCUGCUGUCUCUGCUCCUGAAGCAAAAGCCGCCGCUAAAAAACCGAAGAAGACGACAGGCGGCUCAAAAGCCCGCAAGCCUCCAGGUCCCAGCGUGACCGAGCUGAUCACCAAGGCGGUGUCCGCUUCCAAGGAGCGCAAAGGGGUCUCGCUGGCAGCUGUUAAGAAGGCUCUGGCCGCCGGAGGGUACGAUGUGGAGAAAAGCAACAGCCGCAUCAAAGUAGGACUCAAGAGCCUAGUGAGCAAAGGUACGUUGGUGCAGACCAAAGGCACCGGCGCUUCGGGCUCUUUUAAACUCAGCAAGAAACCGGCUGAGACCAAGGAAAAGGCGCCGAAGAAAAAGCCAGCGGCAAAGCCUAAGAAACCAGCUGCCAAGAAACCCGCCAGCGCCGCCAAGAAACCCAAAAAGGCUGCGGUCGCGAAAAAAAGCCCGAAAAAAGUCAAGAAACCAGCAGCUGCCGCGCCCAAGAAAGCGGCCAAGAGCCCGAGAAAGGUUAAAGCGGCUAAGCCCAAAAAGGCAGCUAAGAGCCCGGCUAAGGCCAAAGCGGUGAAACCCAAGGCGGCCAAGCCUAAGCCAACCAAACCUAAAGUAGCAAAGGCGAAGAAGGCAGCGCCCAAGAAGAAGUAAAGAGUCACUUUCUUUUUAGAUGAACCCAACGGCUCUUUUAAGAGCCACCCAUCCCUUUCAAAAACCGAGCUGGGUCACUUACUGUAACGUCAUGCUGCUUUCUAGGGCCAG
This is a messenger RNA of Terrapene triunguis (Three-toed box turtle), 773 nucleotides long. Its product is annotated as histone H1-like. Gene Ontology annotation, biological process: nucleosome assembly. The record is from RefSeq and is a predicted model, not a curated record. Lineage: Eukaryota; Metazoa; Chordata; Testudines; Emydidae. Gene Ontology annotation, molecular function: structural constituent of chromatin; DNA binding. Gene Ontology annotation, cellular component: nucleosome. The coding region runs from base 9 to 662 and encodes 217 amino acids. The transcript has a single exon.